GUCUAUCAUUAAACAAACCAAUCAUAACAUAUCAAAAAAUCUCACCUGAAAAUGAACAAAAAUUAGAUACAUUUUUAAUGAAUAAAGCUUACGUUGUUAUGAGUUCAUAUAAAGUAGACACUGUAACUAAUGAACUCGUACAUUACCUUAAACAUACAAAAGAAAAUCUAUGGAAAAUAUAUAAUGAACAAAAUUCAGAUAGAAUUAAACGAACAU
Messenger RNA from Dentiscutata erythropus, 216 nucleotides. The record is from the annotation of a GenBank genome assembly. NCBI's taxonomy places the organism in Eukaryota, Fungi, Glomeromycota, Glomeromycetes, Diversisporales, Gigasporaceae.